AUGUUCCGGCGUCGGGACUACGUGGAGCUGUACGAGCAGGAUCAGGCCAAAUGGGCUCUGAUACGCAACGUGAACACGGCCACCAAGCAGAGCACGCUGCUGCCGGGCGACUAUGUCUGGUUGGACUUGAAGACCGGUCGAGAGUUCGAGGUGCCGAUCGGUGCCGUGGUCAAACUCUGUGACUCGGGACAGAUCCAGGUGCUGGACGAUGAGGGAAAUGAGCACUGGAUCUCCCCACAGAAUGCCACCAACAUUAAGCCGAUGCACCCGACCUCCAUCCACGGGGUGGAGGACAUGAUCCGGCUGGGAGACCUCAACGAAGCUGGAAUCCUGAGGAACCUGCUCAUCAGAUACAGAGAAAAACUCAUAUACACGUACACCGGCUCCAUCCUGGUGGCCGUCAACCCGUAUCAGCUGCUGCCCAUCUACACCGCCGACCAGAUCCGCCUCUACACCAACAAGAAGAUCGGAGAGUUGCCGCCUCACAUCUUCGCCAUCGCAGACAACUGUUACUUCAACAUGCAGAGGAACAACCGGGACCAGUGCUGCAUCAUCAGUGGUGAGUCUGGAGCAGGGAAGACAGAAAGCACCAAGCUGAUCCUUCAGUUCCUGGCAGCCAUCAGCGGUCAACACUCCUGGAUAGAACAACAGGUCCUGGAGGCCAAUCCUAUACUAGAAGCUUUUGGAAAUGCUAAAACUAUCCGCAAUGACAACUCCUCUCGUUUUGGAAAGUACAUCGACAUCCACUUCAACAAGAGAGGAGCCAUCGAAGGAGCCAAGAUCGAACAAUACCUGCUGGAGAAAUCCAGAGUGUGUCGACAGGCCUUCGACGAGAGGAACUAUCACAUCUUCUACUGCAUGUUGAGAGGGAUGAGCUCAGAGGAGAAGAAGAAACUGGGCCUGAGCAAAGCCACAGACUACACCUACCUGACCACCGGAAAGUGCACAGUGUGUGACGGCCGGGACGACUUGAAGGAAUACUCCAACAUCCGCUCGGCCAUGAAGGUUCUGAUGUUCACAGACAAGGAGAACGGGGAGAUCUCUAAACUGUUGGCUGCUAUUUUACACAUGGGAAACCUCAGAUAUGAAGCUCGGACAUACGACAACCUGGACGCCUGCGAGGUCGUCCGAUGUGCUCACCUCACCACUGCUGCUACACUGCUGGAGGUGGACAGUAAGGACCUGAUGAACUGUAUCACCAGUCGGUCUCUGAUCACCAGAGGAGAAACCGUCUCCACGCCUCUCAGUAUCGAACAAGCUCUGGACGUACGAGACGCUUUCGUGAAGGGUAUCUAUGGACGUUUGUUUGUGUGGAUUGUGGAGAAGAUCAACGCUGCCAUCUACAAGCCUCCAGCAUCACAACCCAAAUAUAUCAGACGCUCCAUCGGACUCCUGGACAUCUUCGGCUUUGAGAACUUUACAGUCAACAGCUUCGAGCAGCUCUGCAUCAACUUUGCCAACGAGAACCUGCAGCAGUUCUUCGUGCGUCACGUCUUCAAGCUGGAGCAGGAGGAGUACAACCUGGAGAACAUCAACUGGCAGCACAUCGAGUUCACCGACAACCAGGACGCCCUGGACAUGAUCGCCAUCAAACCCAUGAACAUCAUCUCGCUCAUCGACGAGGAGAGCAAGUUCCCCAAGGGAACCGACACCACCAUGUUGAACAAACUGAACUUUCAGCACAAGCUCCACGCAAACUACAUCCCUCCAAAGAACAACUACGAGACUCAGUUUGGAAUCCAGCACUUUGCAGGAGUGGUCUUCUACGAAACCAGAGGCUUCCUGGAAAAAAACAGAGACACUUUAUACGGAGACAUCAUCCAGCUGGUUCACUCGUCCAAGAACAAGUUCAUCAAACAAAUCUUCCAGGCUGAUGUUGCCAUGGGAGCAGAGACCAGGAAGCGCUCGCCCACUCUGAGCAGUCAGUUUAAAAGAUCCCUGGAGCUGCUGAUGAGGACUCUGAGCGUCUGUCAACCUUUCUUCGUUCGCUGCAUCAAACCCAACGAAUACAAGAAAUCCAUGUUAUUUGACAGGGAUCUGUGUGUGCGUCAGCUGAGGUACUCUGGUAUGAUGGAGACCAUUCGUAUCCGUCGUGCAGGAUAUCCCAUCCGCUACACCUUCGUGGAAUUUGUCGAUCGCUACAGGGUCCUCAUGCCCGGAGUCAAACCAGCGUAUAAACAGGAGGACCUGAGGGGAACGUGUCACCGGAUCGCAGUGGCGGUGCUCGGCCGAGACGACGACUGGCAGAUGGGAAAGACCAAGAUCUUCCUCAAGGAUCAUCACGACAUGCUGCUGGAGAUCGAGAGAGACAAGGCCAUCACUGACAAGGUCAUCCUCAUCCAGAAGGUGGUGCGAGGCUUCAAGGACAGGUCCAACUUCCUGAAGAUGAGGAAGUCGGCCGUGUUCAUCCAGAAAACAUGGAGAGGAUAUCACUGUCGGAAGAACUAUGGAGCUAUGCGAGCCGGCUUCUCCCGCCUGCAGGCUCUGGUUCGCUCCAGGAAGCUGUGUGCGUCCUAUCACGUGGCCCGGCAGCGGAUCACGGGCUUCCAGGGCCGCUGCCGGGGCUACUUGGUGCGCCGGGCGUUCAGGCACCGGCUGUGGGCCGUCAUCACCAUCCAGGCCGGCACCAGAGGCAUGAUCGCCCGGCGGCUGUACAAGAGGCUGAAGGGAGAGUACCGCAGGAGGCUGGAGGCCGAGAAGAUGCGUCUCGCUGAAGAAACCAAACUGAGGAACCAGAUGUCUGCGAAGAAAGCGAAAGCUGAGGCCGAGCGCAAACACCAAGAGCGUCUGGCCAAGCUGGCCAAAGAGGACGCGGAGCGGGAGAAGAAGGAGAAGGAGGAGGUCCGGAGGAAGAAGGAGAUGGUGGAGCAGACGGAGAAAGCUCGUCUGGAGCCCGUCAACGACUCGGACCUGGUGGACAAGAUGUUCGGCUUCCUGGGGACGACCAACUCCUUCCCGGGGCAGGAGGGACAAGCUCCUGCUGGCUUCGAGGACCUGGAGCGAAGCCAUCAGGAGCUGGAGGUGGAGGAUCUGGACGGAGCUCUUCCUCUGCCUGAGGACGAUGAUGAAGAAGAUUUGUCGGAGUACAAGUUCGCCAAGUAUGCCGCCACCUACUUCCAGGGCAGCACCACUCACACCUACGUCCGCCGGCCUCUCAAGCAGCCGCUGCUCUUCCACGACGACGAGGGAGACCAGCUGGCUGCCCUGGCCGUGUGGAUCACCGUGCUGAGGUUCAUGGGAGAUCUGCCGGAGCCCAAGUACCACACGGCCAUCAGCGACGGGAGCGAGAAGAUCCCGGUCAUGACCAAGAUCUACGAGACGCUGGGAAAGAAGACGUACAAGAGGGAGCUGCAGGCGCUGCAGGGGGAGGGGGAGACGCCUCAGUCCGACGGCCACAAGAAGAACAGCGUCCGACACAAACUGGUGUCGCUCACGCUGAAGAAGAAAUCCAAGAUCACUGAGGAGGUCACCAAGCGCCUGAACGACGGGGAGUACGGUGUCACUGGGAACAGCAUGCUGGAGGACCGGCCCACGUCCAACCUGGAGAAGCUUCACUUCAUCAUCGGGAACGGGAUCCUGAGACCAGGGCUGAGGGAUGAGAUCUACUGUCAGAUCUGUAAGCAGCUGAGUCAGAACCCGUCGAAGAGUUCUCACGCUCGGGGCUGGAUCCUCAUCUCUCUGUGCGUCGGCUGCUUCGCUCCCACAGAGAAGUUUGUGAAGUACCUGAGGAACUUCAUCAGCAGCGGUCCCCCGGGCUACGCUCCGUACUGCGAGGAGAGGCUGAGACGGACAUUUGCUAACGGGACGAGAACACAACCUCCGUCCUGGCUGGAGCUGCAGGCCACCAAGUCGAAGAAGCCCAUCAUGCUGCCGGUGACGUUCAUGGACGGCACGACCAAGACGCUGCUGACGGACUCGGCCACCACGGCCAAGGAGCUCUGCAUCGCCCUGUCCGACAAGAUCAACCUGCAGGACCGCUUCGGCUUCUCCCUGUACAUCGCUCUGUUCGACAAGGUUUCCUCUCUGGGCAGCGGGAACGACCACGUGAUGGACGCCGUGUCGCAGUGCGAGCAGUACGCCAAGGAGCAGGGCGCCCAGGAGAGGAACGCCCCCUGGAGGCUGUUCUUCAGGAAGGAGAUCUUCACGCCCUGGCACUGCCCCAGCGACGACCUGGUCGCCACCAACCUCAUCUACCAACAGACUGUGAGGGGCGUCAAGUUCGGAGAAUACCGCUGCGACAGGGAGGACCUGGCUGAACUGGCCUCUCAGCAGUACUACGUGGACUACGGCUCAGAGAUCCUCCUGGAGCGGCUGCUCAGCCUCAUUCCCUCCUACAUCCCCGACAGAGAGAUCAGCCCCUCCAGGAGCGUGGAGAAGUGGGCGCAUUUCAUCAUGGCUGCCCACAAAAAGGGCAUCUACACCCAGAAGAGGUUUGACCCUCAGAAGGUGAAGGAGGAAGUGGUCGACUUCGCUCGUCACAAGUGGCCUCUGCUCUUCUCUCGAUUCUACGAAGCCUUCAAAUUCUCAGGUCCCAGUUUGCCUAAGAACGACCUGAUCGUAGCCGUCAACUGGACCGGAGUUUACUUUGUAGACGAGCAGGAGCAGGUCCUUUUAGAACUCUCCUUCCCAGAAAUCAGUGCAGUGUCCAGCAGCAGCGGAGGGAAGUUGCAGGGUCAGAGUUUCACAUUGGCGACCAUCAAAGGUGAAGAGUACACGUUCACCUCCAACAACGCAGAGGACAUCCGUGACCUGGUGGUGACCUUCCUGGAGGGCCUGAGGAAGAGGUCAAAGUUCGUGGUCGCGCUUCAAGACAACCCCAACCCCACUGGGGAGGAGUCCACGUUCCUCAGCUUCCUGAAGGGAGACCUGAUCCUGUUGGACCAGGACACCGGCGAGCAGGUCCUCAACUCUGGUUGGGCGCACGGCGUCAACGAGCGAACCAAUCAGAGAGGAGACUUCCCAGCUGACUGCAUCUAUGUCCUGCCCACCAUGACUCGACCGGCGCAGGAAGUAGUGGCGCUGGUAACCAUGACACCGGACCAGCGCCAGGAGUCGGUUCGUGUUUCACAGCUCGUUUUGCCCGAGGGUGACGACAGAAUGAAACCCUACACACUGGAGGAGUUCUCCUACGACUACUUCAGGCCUCCUCCCAAACACACCCUGAGCAGAGUGAUGGUCACUAAGAAUCGUGGGAAGGACAAACUGUGGAGCUGCACCAGAGAGCCGCUCAAGCUGCCGCUGCUGAAGAAGGUGGUGAACCACGAGGAGCUGAGUCAGGACGCCUGCAUGUCCUUCAUCGCGGUGAUGAAGUACAUGGGCGACUACCCGUCCAAACGCACGCGCUCAGUCAACGAGUUGACGGACCAGAUCUUUGAGGGAGCGCUGAAGGCCGAACCUCUGAAAGACGAGAUCUACUGUCAGAUCCUCAAGCAGCUGACUGACAACCACGUCAAGUACAGUGAGGAGAAAGGCUGGGAGCUGCUGUGGUUGUGCACUGGUCUGUUUCCUCCCAGUAACGUGCUGCUGCCUCACAUCCAGCGCUUCCUGCAGUCCAAGAGACACCACCCGCUGUCUGGAGACUGUAUGCAGAGGCUGCACAAAGCUCUACGUAACGGAGCCAGGAAGUACCCCCCUCACCUGGUGGAGGUGGAGGCGAUCCAACAUAAAACAACGCAGAUCUUCCACAAAGUCUAUUUCCCCGAUGAUACAGAUGAGGCGUUCGAGGUGGAGUCCAGCACCAAAGCAAAGGAUUUCUGUCAGAACAUCUCCACCCGGCUGCUGCUCAAAUCUCCUGAAGGCUUCAGCCUCUUCGUCAAGAUCUCAGACAAGGUGAUCAGUGUUCCAGAGGGAGAUUUCUUCUUUGACUUUGUCCGACAUUUGACCGACUGGAUCAAGAAGUCUCGACCAGUGAAAGACGGUAUCGUCCCCUCUCUCACCUAUCAGGUGUUCUUCAUGAAGAAGCUGUGGACCAGCACAGUUCCAGGGAAGGACUCCUUCGCAGACUCCAUCUUCCACUACUACCAGGAGCUGCCUAAAUACUUGCGUGGAUACCACAAGUGUUCCAGAGAAGAGGUUUUCCAACUGGCAGCGCUCAUCUACCGAGUCAAGUUCGAAGACGACAAAUCUCACUUUCCUACAAUUCCCAAGAUGCUUCGGGAGCUGGUUCCCCAGGACCUGAUUCGCCAGAUGUCCCCGGACGACUGGAAAAGAUCGGUGGUGGCCUACUUCAACAAACAGGCCGGUAAAUCCAGGGAAGAAGCCAAACUGAUGUUCCUGAAGAUUAUCUACAAAUGGCCGACCUUUGGCUCCGCCUUCUUCGAGGUCAAGCAAACCACAGAACCCAACUACCCAGAGAUCCUGCUGAUCGCCAUCAACAAGCAGGGAGUCAGUCUCAUCGACCCCAAGACCAAGGACAUCCUGAUCACACACCCCUUCACCAAGAUCUCCAACUGGAGCAGUGGGAACACCUACUUCCACAUCACCAUCGGCAACCUGGUCAGAGGAAGCAAACUGCUGUGUGAGACUUCACUGGGCUACAAAAUGGACGACCUGCUGACCUCUUACAUCAGUCAGAUGCUGACCACCAUGAACAAGCAGCGCUCUGGGCGGGGCCACAGCAAGUGAACUUCUUACUGGCAGGAGGCCGCUGAGCUCAUCCGGCUCUUGCGCCCUAUUGGCCAGCACUGCAGCUGGGGGCGGACCUUCGCCCACCAGCUGUGGAGGAUGAGCCGCAGUCCUUCUAAUAGCUCCCAAGGGUCAAAGGUCUCCAGGGAGAGUUCGGCCGUCAGCAGCGACGACCCCGGAGAAGGCCCCAGCAACUAUCACCCCCCCACACACAAGUACGACGAGGACGAGCCGUCCAGCGAGGACGACUACCUCUAACACUCCAACCCCCCCGACCAGCAGGUGGCAGACCUGAGAGACGCACAGCGUGGAGUCAGUCCUGCCGCCAUGUGUCCAUCGAUGGACUGAUUAGAUUUCUGCCAAGUCCAGAGGUCACAGGUCACACCACACGACCUGCUGCGAGUUCUGUAGUCGCCGUGACGACUGACCGGAGACAAGAGGUCACACUCGACAUC
This is a messenger RNA of Limanda limanda (common dab), 7079 nucleotides long. It is a transcript of the gene myo7aa, whose product is annotated as myosin VIIAa. Bases 1 to 6624 code for a protein of 2207 amino acids. The transcript is spliced from 49 exons. NCBI's taxonomy places the organism in Eukaryota, Metazoa, Chordata, Actinopteri, Pleuronectiformes, Pleuronectidae. Gene Ontology annotation, molecular function: cytoskeletal motor activity; protein binding; ATP binding. The record is from RefSeq and is a predicted model, not a curated record. Gene Ontology annotation, cellular component: myosin complex; cytoskeleton.